Molecule: messenger RNA, 1195 nt
Organism: Apis mellifera (honey bee)
Lineage: Eukaryota; Metazoa; Arthropoda; Insecta; Hymenoptera; Apidae
Gene: Tk
Product: tachykinin
Source: RefSeq, marked provisional
GUCACGUAGAGCGGGUCUCAACUUUGAAUCACCCUCUGCUCGCCACUCUUCUUCUAAGAUUCGAAGAGGAAUCUUUAUUUCGAGCCCAAUCGACGACGUUAUCUAAUCAACAAGGACAUCCUUGCAUUCAUUUACGAAGAAUGAUCAUCCAUUCGAUCUUUUUGUUAAUGGUAUCAAUCACGCUCGUAAUUGCUGAAGAAUCUGACAAUGUUUUAUUCGACAAACGUGCCCCUACGGGACAUCAAGAAAUGCAAGGGAAACAGAAUUCUGCUUCUUUGAACUCUGAAAACUUUGGAAUUUUCAAACGUGCGCUCAUGGGUUUUCAGGGUGUGCGUGGAAAGAAAAACUCGAUAAUCAAUGACGUCAAAAAUGAACUUUUUCCUGAGGACAUUAACAAGCGUGCACCGAUGGGUUUUCAAGGCAUGAGAGGGAAGAAGGCCUCGUUCGACGAUGAAUAUUACAAACGUGCUCCGAUGGGAUUUCAAGGAAUGAGAGGCAAAAAAUCUCUUGAAGAGAUUUUAGACGAGAUUAAAAAGAAGACUACGAGAUUCCAGGAUUCAAGAAGCAAAGACGUGUACUUGAUUGAUUAUCCGGAAGAUUAUGGAAAGAGAGUAUUGUCGAUGGAUGGAUAUCAAAAUAUUCUCGAUAAGAAGGACGAAUUACUGGGAGAGUGGGAAAAAAGAGCUCCGAUGGGAUUUUAUGGAACGAGGGGUAAAAAAAUUAUUCUUGAUGCGUUGGAGGAACUUGAUAAACGAGGCGUUAUGGAUUUUCAAAUAGGUUUGCAACGUAAGAAAGAUACGACGUUCGACGAUUAUUUAGAUUAUGCGAUUAAUCCGUUUGAUUACGAGAAAAGGAGUACGGAUUUUCAAGACGUAGAAAGCGGUAGCGAAUCCUUUAAACGAGCUCGUAUGGGUUUUCAUGGGAUGAGAGGUAAAAGGGAUGCGGCGGGGAUUUACGGAUCAAAUUCAAGUACUGUGGGAACGAUUUUUGGUUAUCAAGAUAUGAGGAAUCGAGGAAGUAAUUUUCCUGUAUAUCAAGUUGAAAAACGAUCACCCUUCAGAUACCUUGGUGCCCGAGGUAAAAAGAAUCCACGAUGGGAAUUUCGAGGGAAAUUCGUAGGAGUGAGAGGCAAAAAAUCGUCGUUGCAAACUGUCUUCUAAUCCAUUUUAAUAAUAAAAAAAAAAAAAAAAAAAAA